CGUCCAAAAAUUUUCUUGUCAAAAUUCAUUAAAAGACACUUUGCCUCACGAUAAUCAUGAGUUAAUUUUAGUAUUUUAAGGACAAAAACUAGUUUAUCGUCAAACUGAUUACUAAAAAAUGUCCGAAUAUUCCCGCAUAUAUAUUAAAUCCACACUAGCGUUACCUCCUCUAUCAGAAUCAGACAAACCCUUUUGAAUCCAUAUUUCGAUCUUCAAGAUCAAUAAAGAUCUCUCUUUUAUUCAUCUUCUUAAACAGAGUAAGUGUUUGAUUCGUUAAAGUGAAGAUUUUUUUUAAUCUCCGUCUCAAUCCGGUCCGAUGUCAAUACCUAUUCCCUACGAUGUUGGCUCAAUCUCCGGCGAGACAUCUCCGUCUCCGCCGCCACCAAAGGCGAACACGAAGAAUUUACCAACGAAGAUUCUCUCGAACUUUCUCGUUGGUCUGAUUAUGAUCCCUGUAGCUGUAACCGCCUUCCUCUUUAUCCUCACGUCUCUUGGCUUCACCUUCUUCUUCGCUUUCUACUGGUUUCUUCACCGGAACUACCGCCACCGUCUCCGUCGCCAUCGUCGUCACGAAUACUCUGAUGGGUUGUCUCCAAGAUGCGUGAAGAGGCUUCCCCAAUUCAAGUUUCGUGAGCCUGUAACAGAGUACGGAAGCGACGACUGUGUUGUUUGUAUCGAUGGAUUCAGACAAGGGCAGUGGUGUCGGAAGCUGCCUCGGUGCGGGCAUGUGUUUCACCGCAAGUGUGUUGACUUGUGGUUGAUGAAAGUCCCGACUUGUCCGAUUUGUAGGGAUAGGGUUUAUAGAUUUGAUGAAGGGAGAAGAUGGAGACCUGAAGGUGAAAGCUUUUUGAAUUGGUGAAGAAGAUGUUAGUUUUCUUAAGUAGAUUUGUACGUGUUGUUCAAUUUUGUUUGGUUCGUUUGAUUUGUUAUGAUCUUGUUAGCAGCAAUUUUGGUUUUUCCAUCAUCAAUAAUCAUGUACAGUGUGUCUUGUUUCUUUUUUUUAUAAAGCUCCACAAUUGAAGCUUUGUUUUCUUCACUGUUUUGAAUUAGAUCCAAAUAUAGAAUGAUGAGUUUUAUGUAGAAA
Messenger RNA from Camelina sativa (false flax), 1084 nucleotides. Its product is annotated as RING-H2 finger protein ATL14. Lineage: Eukaryota; Viridiplantae; Streptophyta; Magnoliopsida; Brassicales; Brassicaceae. The record is from RefSeq and is a predicted model, not a curated record.